Molecule: messenger RNA, 1050 nt
Organism: Macaca mulatta (Rhesus monkey)
Lineage: Eukaryota; Metazoa; Chordata; Mammalia; Primates; Cercopithecidae
Source: RefSeq, a predicted model, not a curated record
AUGGACAUGGUAGAGGACGCAGAUACUUUGGAGGAGCGAGAGGACAUCAUUAUGAAGUAUGAGAAGGUACAGGGAAAUGGGGGAGAAGAUGGGCAGGGCCCUCGUUCUGGGCAUUUCACGGAGAGGCCAGGGAGGCAGCAGAUCUUGAGGCUAAUGACCCUGGGUCUGGUGCUGAGAAGGGAUCUGGGGCCAGACGAAGCUGCCCCUGUCAGCGCCCGGGAGGUGAAGCAAAUGAGGCGGGAGAUGAGACGCGUGAGCAAGUGGAUGAAAAUGCUGGGACAAUGGGAGACAUAUAAGAACAGUAAAAAGCUGAUGAAGCGAGUGUAUAAGGGCAUUCCCAUGAACGUCCGGAUGCAGGUGUGGUCAGUCCUCCUGAACAUUCAGGAAAUCAAGGCGAAAAACCCCAGAAAAUUCCAGGAAGGUCUAUGCGCACAGGGUUCCUCAUUCGGCUGGCUUCUCCAGAUGUUGAAUGACCAGCCAAACCCGAGCAAGGGUCCUCAGCAGCCAGGCCUGUGCAGGCUUCACAUGGCAGGAAGACCCUCUGCAAGGGGACAGGCAGACCCUUCCUGGCCCACCAGCCCGGUUCCAGCGGCACAUUUGGUCAGCUUCCCCGCCACGGGCACCUGGUCCUUCGACACCCUGUCCUGGUGGGGCUGUCCGGGAAGACACCUACCCUGUGGGCACUCAGGGUGUGCCCAGCCCGGCCCUGGCUCAGGGAGGACCUCAGGGUUCCUGGAGAUUCCUGGAGUGGAACUCGAUGCCCCGGCUCCCGACGGACAUGGAUGUAGGGGGCCCUUGGUUCCCCCACUAUUUCAAACAGAGCUGCUGGGUCCGUGGCUCUUCUGAAUGUGUGCAGCUCAAAAGACAUUCACAGAUGGAACACACCAGCCCCCAGAUCACAAAGCCAACCAUGCCCAGCCCCUCGCAGCACCCCAAGUCCCGCUACCAGAGUUCUGAAUUCUGAUGACACCAUGAGCCUGCCUUUGUACUUCACACUCAUGGAAGGAUAACCACCUCCAUGUUUUAAAUAAAUGUUUCCUGUUGAAAUGG